AUGGGAUCAGAUGAUUGGGAGUGGUUCUGUGGUACAAACAGCAGUGACCUGCCAGACUUUGAUAACCAGUCUUGGAACUAUGAGGAUGUGUUGAGUAAUGAGUGUUUGGUGGAUGCUUUCAUCGCCGGGACUCAGAUAGGGUUCUUCGUCCUAGCUCUUCUAGUUCUCUUUCUCACCGCAUGCUGCACCUCACGCAGUGAUGUACCACAUCGGUUCCUGCUCCGUUACGUAACACAUAGUCCUAGAUAUCUUGGUACCUUUGUUCUGGUCGUGAUGUCAGUGGCAUCUGUUGCGGAAGGUAUCCUGACUGAUAGCACAUAUACCAACCAACCUACACAACCACAUCUCUACAUUACAGGCAUAUCAUCUGCGUUAAGUGGAGUUGUAUCCCUGCUCUACUUUGGUCGUCUCGAGAGAUGGCGUGUUUGGAAGAUGUCUCUCCUCCUCCUCGUCUACUGGGUGGCUUCCUUGGCAACUGUAAGCAUCCAGAUUGAGUCCCUCAUCCACCAGGGAUACAACGAUGUUCAUGUGACAGCCUUCGACAUCAAUAUCAUCAUGAUUGCAGUAUACAGCUUCUUCUUACUCCUCGAGCUGUAUUUCCUCGUAGACAACUGGUUUGGUUGGAGUCCCGGCGUGGAUGAAGUGCCUCGAGACUUAAAGGAUGAACGCAUGUACUACAUGGAGCGCUACGUCGACAUCUUCUCUCAGCUUGUCCAUUGGUGGAUGAACUGGCUCUUCGUUCUCGGUUUCAAGAGGCCACUCGAGAUGGAUGAUCUGGGAAGCAUACCGGAGGUCCACAGCGCCGAGUACAAUCAUAGACGGUUCAAGAACAACUUCAAGAGAGAGAUAGAGCGGGCAAAGGAAGAAGAGCGGGAACCGAGUCUGUUCAAGGUGUAUUUUGCCACCUACUGGGUCCGAAUGCUGGCCGGUGCUAUCCUCAAGUUCAUCACAGACAUGGGAGCCUAUGUGGGUCCGUUGGCCAUUGGAGGCAUCACCCUUUAUGUCACCGAUGCUGUCUACGGGGAACAUGAAGACGUACCACCCCACCCGGUGAGCGUAAAAGAGUUCUUCGCAGAUGGUUACGUUCUGAUCGGUUGUAUAUUCGUCACUGCUCUUAUAAGACACAUGUGUGACCAAACAUAUCAGUUUAUCACAUCCAUAGAAGGCAUCCAUGCUAGGUCGGCCCUUCAGAGUACGAUCUACGAGAAAUCCUUACGACUGUCUACAUACGCCAUGACUGGAGGGGCGAUGACCAUGGGACAGAUCACCAAUCACAUGUCAGUAGAUGCCAACAAUAUCAUGAUGUUCUUCAUGUUUGCUAACGAAGUCUGGGCAACUCCCUUCAAGAUCAUAUUUUCCUUGGUACUGCUAUACCUGGAGCUCGGUACACCUGCAUUGAUCGGUGCCAGUGUCUUUCUAGUUGUGAUCCCUUUCCAAUUAGCGGCUGCCGUCGCUAUGGGAAAAUUCAUCAAGGCUGUUCUGGGUACGGCGGACUACCGUCUGAAGAUGUCAAACGAGAUGCUACAGGGAAUCAAACUCUUGAAGCUUUAUGGAUGGGAGAGGAUAUACUAUGAAGCAAUCAAGAAGGCGAGAAUCAAGGAACUUUAUGCUCUUCUGAAGGUCUACACAUUCUUCGCUGUAACGUUUAUCAUCAAUGCUGCAACUCCAAUCGUCGUCACCCUUGUGUCUUUCGGGACAUACACACCCAUCACGGGGAAGGUCCUCACACCUGACGUGGCAUUCACAACACUCUCGCUCUUCAAUCAAAUGGCUGGUCCUCUCUUCAUGUUUCCUUUCGUCAUCAAUCUCUUUGUCAACUGGAUAGUGAGUACAGGACGUCUUAAGACGUAUCUCCUUGCACCCGAGGUUGAAGGCGCCGAUGGAGUGAUCAGCGAUCUACUGAAGGAGAUUGAUGAGGAUGUCGAUGUAACGGACAGUGCCGAGAGCGUGGGAAAUUCACAUGAUGACGAUCUUUCAGUGACCAUCAAGCAUCCCCGACACAGGAAGAACCGUAGUCAUAGCAAACAGAGAGACGAUGCUCAUCAACUCCCUGAUAAGACACCAUUGUUGAGUGGUGACGGAUCGCCACGUGGAUCUCUCUCUUACGGAUCUACCAAUCCCAUCAAACAUGGAGAUACGUCAUUCAGUGGCAGCGGGGAUGUUCCCGAUGACGUCGCCAUAAAGAUCUCCAAUGGUAACUUUACUUGGGAUCCCGAUUCCAAUGUAUCUAUACUGUCCGACAUCAACGUAGAGAUACCAAGAGGUAAGCUAACAGUCGUGAUUGGGGCGGUUGGAUGCGGAAAAUCAUCCCUUCUCAGUGCCAUGUUGAAUGAAAUGACAACACUCUCCGGCACCGUUAAGCACAACAGAAACACGAAAUCCAUUGCAUACGCCCCACAGAAAGCAUGGUUGGUCAAUGCUACGCUCAAAGACAACAUAUUAUUUGGCGAAGAGAUGGUUAACAGCAAAUAUCGCAAAGUGAUCCAAGCAUGCGCUCUGCAGCCCGACAUAGACAUGUUACCUGGUAAAGACAUGACAGAGAUUGGCGAGAAAGGGAUCAACCUGAGCGGAGGGCAGAAGCAACGCGUCAGUGUAAGCCGAUGUCUCUACUCCGACAGGGACAUCAUCAUCUUGGACGACCCUCUCUCUGCUCUGGACAUGCACGUUGGCACGCAUCUGUUCGAGAAAGGAUUCCAGGGUAUCUUGAUGAAACAAAAGAAGACAGUCAUACUGGUUACCCAUCAGCUCCAGUAUCUGCCUGAAGCCGACAAAAUCAUUGUGGUGAAGGAUGGCCGCAUCACUUGCCAGGGUACUCCCGAGGAGGUAGCCGAGGCUGACCCUUCGAUCAUGACUGAGUCUGAGAGAGCUAUCAAGGAAGUGACCGAAUCCGAAGCCGAAGGGUCUGGGGCAGAGUCUGAGUCUCUGAUGAAUGAGAGAAGGGCGCUCAAGAGACAAAUCUCAACACAGAUGUCUGUGUUGAAGGACGGCGCUGCUGAUAAAUCAGACGAGAAAGCAGGACGCUUGAUUGAAGAGGAGGAGAAGGAGAAAGGUUCUGUGUCUUACCAGAUGUAUAUGUACUACUUCCGAGCCAUGGGCUAUUGGCUUGCAUGUCUCAUGAUCGGUUGUGUAGCCAUGCGAGCCGGUCUUCAGGUAGCUACAAACUUCUGGCUCUCAGACUGGUCCGAGGCGGGUCUCAAUUUAACCGGGGACGCCCAACCAACGAGUUAUUAUUUGAGAGGUUAUGCGGGUUUCUCUGUGUCUACUGUUUUUGGAUCCGUUUUAUCGAAUGUCUUCAGCUGUAUCGGUGCCUUGCUAGCGGCAAGAGCGAUACACUUUGCCCUUCUACAAAAUAUCAUCGGAAUACCAAUGAGAUUCUUUGACACCACCCCAGUUGGACGAAUUCUCAACCGACUCUCCAGUGACACACAAUGGAUCGAUCAGCGUUUGAUUCACUCCUUCAACAUGCUUCUCAAUACGUUAGUCGCCGUCAUCGCCUCCUUCAUCGUCAACGCCAUCGUCAAUAGCUACUUCAUCAUCUUCCUCAUCCCUAUCGGCAUCAUCUUCAUGUGCAUUCUGGUCUACUUCGUCGCAACAUCCAGAAUGUUGCAGCGUUUGGAGAGCGUCACAAGAUCUCCUGUGUUCGCUCAUUUCUCUGAAACGCUUGGCGGUCUGCCCAUCAUCAGAGCAUAUAAGGAUGAAAAGCGGUUUUUCAAAAACGUACUGGGGAAAAUCGACAAAAACAAUACAGCUUUGGUGUAUUUGUACACAGCCAACAGAUGGUUAGCGAUUCGAUUGGAUUAUCUGGGAGCAGUGGUUGUGCUCAUUGCCAGUCUGUCGGCACUCUUGGGGGCGCUCUAUCUCGGUGUAGAUGCUAGUUUGGUUGGGCUUGCCAUCAGCUAUUCAUUAGAGAUCUCCAUCUAUAUGAACAUGGUGGUGCGAGGUUGUGCAGACUUGGAGCUUCAGAUGAACGCCAUGGAGAGAAUUCGAUACUACACUGAAGUAGAGAAUGAGGAAUACGACGGUCUGGAACCUCCACCCGAGUGGCCCCAGAAAGGUGAAAUCAUUCUUGAUAACAUCAGCGUACGUUACGCCCUGGAGCUCGAUCCUGUACUGCAUGAUGUCUCUGUCACCAUCCCUCCUGGUCAAAAGUUGGGAAUAUGUGGUCGAACCGGGAGCGGGAAAUCAUCGCUAACACUUUCUCUCUUCCGUAUCAUCGAUACUUUCAAAGGUCGAAUUCUGAUUGACGGAGUAGAUAUUUCAUCAGUUCCUCUUAUCACACUCCGCCAACGACUCUCUAUCAUCCCACAAGAUGCCGUUCUCUUCACUGGAACUAUCAGACAUAACAUUGAUCCAGCGGGUGUAAAGACAGACGAUGAACUGUGGAAGGCUUUAGAGAUAGCUCAACUCAAAGAAGUCGUUUCGCCAUUAGAAGGUGGAUUGGACUAUAUCGUGACGGAGGGAGGAGAGAAUUUCAGCGUUGGUCAGCGACAGCUCUUCUGUCUGGCCCGGGCUUUCCUCCGUAACUCAACUAUCUUGGUCAUGGAUGAAGCUACUGCUUCCAUCGAUCAAGAAACUGAUCGCAUCCUCCAAGACGUGGUGGCUGAUGUCUUCCAAGAUAGAACAGUCAUCACAAUCGCGCAUCGCGUGGGUACGAUCUUGGACGCAGAUAACAUCCUCACUCUCAGUGACGGUCGCGUCGUCGAGUUCGACUCCCCGAACACGCUCCUCGAAAAAGAAGACAGCAUCUUCGCGUCGCUGGUCAAAGCUGGCAAAUAA
Molecule: messenger RNA, 4776 nt
Organism: Strongylocentrotus purpuratus (purple sea urchin)
Lineage: Eukaryota; Metazoa; Echinodermata; Echinoidea; Camarodonta; Strongylocentrotidae
Gene: ABCC9a
Product: ATP-binding cassette sub-family C member 9
Biological process (GO): transmembrane transport
Cellular component (GO): membrane
Molecular function (GO): ATP hydrolysis activity; ATP binding; ABC-type transporter activity
Source: RefSeq, marked provisional